Messenger RNA from Ilex paraguariensis (yerba mate), 2535 nucleotides. The record is from the annotation of a GenBank genome assembly. NCBI's taxonomy places the organism in Eukaryota, Viridiplantae, Streptophyta, Magnoliopsida, Aquifoliales, Aquifoliaceae.
AUAUCUAACCCAGCAGUAGAUUACAACGAAUAAUAAACUAGUAUGCCUCCUAGUAAUUAAACGAUGCAAUCAUAAAAAUAGGUACAACAAAACAUCCAAUACGCAAAUCAUAAAUUGAACAAUAAAAAUAAAUUAGAUCUCACAGUUUUAUUGAUUCUGAAGCUUCCGUUUCCUUAGAUCAAGUAUUAUAGUUUAGCCACACAUGGUCUUCAUGAAAACUAGAAGAAAGAGUUAGAGAAGAAGGGGUAUAACAACCUCUAUAUUAUGUUGAUUUUUCUUUCUUUCUCUCUCCUUAAAUAAAUAUAGAAAACAUAUCACACUCUCAAAACGUGUACAACUCAAACCCCCACAUUAUAGGUAUUCCUUAUCAAAAAUUUUUGACAGAAAUCGUACUGGAACUUGUGAUAUGUUUUUCUAUUAGAUAACGACUGAAUCUUGAUUUGGGCUCUUCAUAAAAGUUGUAGCCCUGAAUGAGUAGAUAAAUUUAGGCUUUUGAAUCACCUGAUUUGGAUUUCGUAAACUCAAGUUAUGACCCACCGAAGUUUACUAGUUCGGAAAGGAAUCCAACUCCAAUCAAGAAGAAUACUUUCUCAGUCUGAAACUCUAACGCUAUCCAAACCUCAAUUGAAACUCCAUAGAUCAAACUGCCUAAAAAUUAGAAAUUGCACAAUAAUACUCCAUAUUUAUUCUUUUGCCUUCAACACUUCCCUCGAUGCGGUCAAUAUCUCUUAAAACUCAAAACAUGAAAGUUGUAGAGAUUUUCUUUGGCAUUCCAUAGUAUCUUGAAUCAUCUCAAUCGGAGCUCGGAUGAGAGAGUUAUGCCCAGAUUAUGAAGCAAUGUUGAAACUCCACAAUCGUCCAAUUAGUUUUAUUUUACAUUUAACGUCUCCAUUUGCGUCUUAAAUCAAAAUAUAAGAAUGAUGAGUAUAUUUAGGUUCCAAAUAAGUACAAAAAGUCUAAAUAUUAAAAUUGAAAAAUAUGACAUUUUGCUGUUCAAUCCAAGUUGGGGAAAUUGGUCCAAUCUGAUUUGUUGAGUGAAUGGUAUUCUGACGAGCAUGUUGUUUGCAUUUUUUUUUUGGUUGGGUAUAGUGGGGGACAAUCAUGAAUUAUUGUUCCUCCAGAUGCCGUCUGGACUGUGGAGAGUGAGGGGAAUGUUAUAUUUGGUGAUUCGAGUAACAGAUAUGCAUGCUUAACUUGCUAGUUUCUGUCAUUAAUCGGCUUCAGUUUUUUUAAUUAUUUUGGAUCAGUUUUCAAAGCAAUCUACCAUCCAUGGAUGUCAUUGGUUUACCAAUGCUACUUUUUAAGACUUGUCAUUAGUCUACUUAACUGGGUAUGAAACUGAAGUUGCAAAAGUUUUGUAUCCUUAUCCAAUUGAUAUAUUGUUGCUCUUUUAGGUUUCGGUUUGUUUCCUCUAUUGAUUUCCUUGGUCAAUCAACUUCUUAGGGAUACUGCACUGACAAUACAAGUGUACUUGCUUUUGAUGUCUUUUACUUGGAUCUUGAGGGAAUUAACAUGAAAUCCGAGUUGUCAGUUCUAUGCUGCAAAUCUCUCUCUGUGUCUGUGUGAACAAAGUGCUCUAAAAGAUUGUUGAUGCAUCAAUUGCGUCAGGUCUAAAAUCCUUGAAUUCAAUCCACAGAUCUGCUUUUUGGCAUAAGAAAAGAAUCAGCAACUGGAAGGCUACCAUUAAAUGUUGCGCAGGGGAUGGAGGAGUUGUACCAGAAUUAUCGUAAUGCAGUUUUUCAGAGCAAAAAUCCUCAGGCCGAAGAGAUUGUUUUAUCUAACAUGGCUGUUGCACUUGACCGUAUCUUCAUGGAUGUGAAGGCCAUUCGAAAUCCUUUCGAUUACUACAUGUUUGUCCAGAGCUAUAUCCAUCCUUUGAUAGAUUUCAGGAGUUCAUAUGUUGGCAACAUCUCCCUUUUCCGUGAAAUGGAAGAGAAGCUUCAGCAGGGUGACAAUGUCAUUUUGUUCUCCAAUCAUCAAACUGAAGCAGAUCCAGCUGUUAUUGCAUUGCUGCUUGAAGCAAAAAAUCCACACAUUGCUGAGAACAUGAUCUAUGUGGCUGGAGAUAGAAUUAUAACAGAUCCUCUUUGCAAGCCUUUCAGCAUGGGACGGAAUCUCUUAUGCGUUUAUUCAAAAAAUCACAUGUAUGAUGUUCCGGAGCUUGCUGAGAUGAAAAAAAGGGCAAAUAUGAGAAGUUUAAAGGAGAUGGUUAUGCUUUUGAGGGGUGGAUCGAAAAUAAUAUGGAUUGCACCAAGUGGUGGAAGGGAUCGCCCAGACACCGUCACAAAGGAUUUGUAUCCGGCACCCUUUGAUGCUUCUUCAUUGGACAACAUGAGAAGGAUUAUGGAAAAUGCUGGUGUACCUGGUCAUAUAUAUCCUUUAGCAAUAUUGUGCUAUGACAUUAUGCCCCCUCCACCCCAGGUUGAGAAAGAAAUUGGAGAAAAAAGACUGAUCUCCUUUCAUGGGGUUGGAUUAUCAGUGGCACAGAAAAUCAGUUUCCAUGAAAUUGCUGCUGCUUGUGGAGAUGCUGAAGAG